Molecule: messenger RNA, 5037 nt
Organism: Vitrella brassicaformis
Lineage: Eukaryota; Vitrellaceae
Source: the annotation of a GenBank genome assembly
CGACAAGCCAAGGGAGAAGGCCGGGGCGGCUUCCUCAGGGGUGUCGGCACCCGUUAAGGCGGAUCUUGGCUUGGCAUCGAGCUGGAAGCGGAGGAUCUGGGUGGUCACCGUAGCUGAAGAUCUUGGUUGGUGAAGGCAGUGGGAGAGGAGGAUGCCCGUGGCGUCUGGGUUUCAACGAUGCUGUACUUCAUCCGCCGCUUCUUCAUCCGCAUCUUCGCCGGAGGGACGAGAGUCGGACGGCUGGCCUCACCCACCACGGGAUCAUGAUCUGGAUGACACAGCCAGUGACACCAGUGCCACCCACGACCUAGGGGAUGACCGCUUCGAGGACCCUACCGAGGACAUCCUCCAUCAGUGGAUGGUGGGUGUCGGCGCCACAUCAACGCCAGAUGAGAGCGGCGACCGUCCCCACCCCACGAGGCGUUCUCAGACGUCACGCAGCGAGAGCUCCUCGUCCCCGUUCUCCUCUCUGGCCCACCGGGGUGAUGAUGAGCGUGCGGAGCGUGACAUCGAGACGGAGCGGCAGAAGAUGAAGCUGACGGCAGAGGGCGGGGCGUCUGGUGCACCGGCCGUCAUCAAGGGAUACGACGCCGUCAUGCACAAGAUCGCCUUGCUGCUCAACGAGGAGGUGAGGUGGGUCAGCCCGCAGAGACAGACCACAGGGAAGGAGGCAGGCCAGGCCGCUUGGACACGUGUGGUUUGUGUGCAUGGGUGUGCCAUGCCGUCCGUGUAUGUGAUGUGUGCCUAUCUAUCAGGAUAGCAAGGACGUGACUCUUUGCGUCAAGGAUCCUGAGCAUGGCCACGUCACUCGGUUCCGCGCCCACCGCCUCCUGCUCGAGGCGCAGAGUGACUUCUUCCGGGCGCUGUUCCGCCCCGGCUUCAUGGAGCAGCACAGCGAUGAACUGACGCUAAGCGAGAUGAAGGCUGAUACAUUCGCUGCAUUUCUCAAGGUAGGUAGCUAGGUCGACACACAGAUAAACACACGAGCAGGGAACAUGGAAGGGAUUCAUUCUGUGUGUGCGGUUGUUUGUUUGUUUGUGUCUGUCUGCAGUUCAUCUACAGCGGCGAAGUCAGCGUUUCAGCAGACAAUGUGUGGCACCUCGUGGAGGUCAGUCAGCUUGAGCAGAUAGAUGGCCAGCCAGCCAUGUGUUGCCAUGCAUGGCCAUGACACCCACCCACAUACAGCAUGUGCUGUGUGGUUGUGUCUGUCUGUCUGUCAGGUUGGCCAUCGGUACACAGUGUUUUCGUUGGUGGAGUGCUGCUGCCAGUGGCUGCAGGGCCACGUGCCCCUCACCAGCGCCAACCUAGUCCCCACACUCAGCCUCGCUGUCCGAUUCAGACUCACCACCCUCAUCGAGGUACGUACGUACGGAAGGGCCGCCUCGCCGACUGACUGAUCACUCCAGCCGCUACGCUACACACGCCAUCUUGCCAUUCCCUCGUGUGUGUGCUGUGCAGGACUGCCUGGAUCACCUCAACGGCCACAGCGAGGUGUUUGAGUCGAGGCUGUCUCAGCCCGGCCCCCACAACCACCCCUCAGGACGCCUUCACCGAUCGCAGAGCAGCCGCGACCGCCAGCCCUCAGCCAGCAGCAGCUCCUCCUCUGCCUCCGUCACUGUGGGCGGGCUCUACGGCUUCGUGCACCACAGCAGCAGGGGGGCCAACGAGCGUGGCUACCAGCCGUCCCCGCUGCUGUCGUGUCCGCGCCACAUCCUGGAGGAGAUCGCCAUCAGCGACCGCAUCUGCAUCGCCGAGGAUCGGCUGCUGACGCUGCUGAUCGAGUGGAGCUGCAAGCGCCUCACCGCCAGGCAGACCCGCAGACGGGGCAGCAAGACCUGCCACGGCAAGAGGUGCCAGUGCGCGACGCCCGUCUUGCAGGCCCUCCUCUGGCGCGACUAUCUGCUGCCGUCCACCGACCGCAUCAACGCCAGCGCCAGAGCAGCAGCCGGGCAGCCCGAACAAGAUGAUGAGAGCCGAUCUGUGUCGUCAACCCAGUCUGACAGCACCAGUGGGGGUGCGGAGCUGUCCCGGCAGAUGCUGGCGGUCUUGGAUGGGGGCAGCGACAACGAUGAGGAGGCCGAUGACACACAGGAGGAUGACGGGCUGGGGGAGGGCGACAUGGUCGCCAGUGGGACCCUCAGGCGGCUGCUCAGAUGGUGGCGACGUCGGCAGAGGGACCGGGAUGACGACAGCGUGAGGGACACGACAACAGUGCGGCGGUCGAGACGGCGUGACGCGCGUCGUUCCACCACGGACCAGCCUAGCUCCUCAUCUUCAUCCUCUGCCCGCCCGCCCUCCCCCUCCUGGCCAUUCUUCGAGAGGGACCGGUCUGGGCGCUGCAUCGGCUGCGACGACCGGCUCGAUGGCGACCGGGCGACAUGGCUCUUGUGCGAGCACUGCGCGGUGCCGGCGGUCAACGUGUGUGCGGUGGACCUCGUGAGAGAUCUGCAGGAUUUCUGGCCUACUCUGAGAUACACGCAGCUGAGCCCUUACGCCUUCGCCGCUCUGCACCAGCUGGUGCGUCUGGUGUCGAUGCACCGCGAGUCGAUGCAGCCCCUGGUGCUUCCACUGUCAUCUCCCCCGCUGUCGGGGCAUGACGUGGUGCUGGACAUGACAGUCGACAAGCGUCGUGUCAACGAGGGGCUCGGCGACGGCCAGCUGCGUGGCAUGCGGCCCACGCGGCCGUUUGUGGCGCUGUGGGACACGACCCCUUACGGCCUGGCCGACUACUCGGUGGGGUGUGCGAACCUCAACACCACAACCAUGCACCCGGCUGCUGCCGAUUUGGGCUGGCUGGACCGUUGGAGCGCGCCCGGCGUGUCCAACAUGGCGGCGAAGGAAGACGCAGCAGCUCCGCCAUCGAGUUCCUCCUCAUCUCCGUCGCUCCAACCGCCGGCCAUGAUUCUAGAGCGGCCCCUCACCAGCCCCAGCGACACGCUGCCCACCGCACGGGCAGAGAGCAGCAGCGCCGCGUCCGUCCCACGCACGUCGUCAUCCUCAUCCACCGUGCCCACCCUCUCGCCGCCCAACGAGCUGCAGCACGAGACCACACACGACGAUCCUGCAGCUGGCCAGGGGAUGCUUCCGCCCGAGCCACCUGCCGUCAUUGUCGAUGAGGGGUGCCCCCUGAUGUCGCUCCUCGAAUCGCUGGGCCAUGUGAGGUCCCCCCUGCCAGAGGGCAGCACUGGCUAUGACAGGGGUGACGUCCUGAGAGCCAUCAAGCCUCCUCAGGCUCACGGAGGCGAGAGCAGCAGCAGCAGCAGCAGCAGCAGCCACAGCCCGGGAGGGGACGGCGUGUGCUGUUGGGGCCAGCAGUGUCCGGCGGGGGAGCGGGCGUCGGGCGGCGGCCUGACGUGGCAGCUUGACCACGAAUCGGAUGGCGCAGCUGAGCAUGGUCACCACAAGGGCGAGGGGAGCGUGGCGGUCCAUCCAGCUGGUGCUGGUGAGAGGAGCCUUGUGUGGCGUGACGCCAACCGCAGUGCCGGCUUCAUUGCCGGGGCUCUCGACGCCGCAACCAGGGUGUUCAACGGUAUGCAAGGAGUAGAAGGACACACAAAGGGCAUGCCAUGCCGCCCUAAUGCAUUUCUUUCUUUGCGUUGCUUGCGUGUGUAUGCCAUCCAUCCAUCCAUCCAUCCAGGGUCCUCCCCUGUGCCAUGUGUGUGCAUGCGUCCGCGAUUCACCGUGAUACGCUUCCGCUACAAGAUGGGCUUCUUCGUCCGCCUGCCCCCGACGGUUAGACACGAAUUAGACAGUGCACAGCACAGCUGUGUGUGCAUGUUUACUGUGCGCGUGAAUGUGAUUGAUGUGCGUCGCGUCAGGACCUGGACGGUCGCGAUGAGGCUGUGCUGGGCGAUGGUGUGGACCCCGAGGCCCUGGGCGAGCAGUCCAUCACCUCAAGUAUGCGCACGGUGGCCUGGCGGGUCAGGAUUAUCCAAAGCGCCCCGCACCAGAAGAUCUUCAUCGGAGUCCUCUCGCGCGGCGGCAAAAUCGCCAGCCAGGAGUGGCUCAAGGUCACACACACACACAGUCCUGUGUUUGUGUAUUCAUGGGUGUGUUGUGUUGUGUUGUGUUGUUUUGUGUGUUCAGGGGUCGGCCAAGGUGGCGGUGCGCCGUGGGUGUGAGUUCCGUGUGGUGUUUGACGUCAACUCACGGUUUCUUCUCGUCUUCAACCAGCGGAGGCUGCUCGAGGCCAAACAGGUAUGUGUGUAUGGGUCGACAACCACACACAACACGGCCAUGUGAUUGCAUCUGUUUGUGUGUAGGUGCCGAGCUACUACAUGAACGACGAGCGUACGGCGUGGCCGUUUGUGCGGUCGUCGGGCGGGUCUGUCAGAUUCACAUCAGCUUGAAUGAAUGGAAUGACCGCCUGUGUGGUGUGGUGGCUGGGCUGGAUGGGCGUGGCGUCUCUUUGUGUGUGUUGGGAGUGGGUGGGUCGGUGGAUUGGAUGAGUGGGCUGGGCUGGGCGUGUGGGCUCCCCCUUUCUUUUUCCCGAAGAGAAGAGCGAUGUGUGCGUGGAGUGACGUGGAUGUGUGUGUGAGUCAGUUGGAUUGGAUGGAUGUGUUGAUUCCUGCUACUGAUUGGAUUGCAUGUCGGUCCGGUGGGUGGGUGGAAUGGCUGUGUGGGUGUGUGGUUCCUUUAUUUAUUUAUCCAAAGCGUACGUACAUGCGUGGCGUGGGUGUGUGUCUGUGGGUUCUGUGGGUGUGCAUGUCAUGUGGUGCGAGAGCGGUGUACGGUACGUUGGUAUCUGUCAUGAAUGCAUUUUAUCUGACUGUCGAUUAUUUCAGUGAGGGGGUGGAUGGGGGUGGGUGAGAACGAGUAUAUGGAUGGAUGGAUGGAUUAACGGUAGUCAGUAUGUAGCGUCCCGCCUUGCUUGUACGUUUCAACAUCCGAAAGAUCUCUGAAUGUCUGUCUGUCUGUCUGUCUCUGUGGCUGCCUGCACGAUGGAUGCUUGAUGGAUGAUCGAGAUGGGUGAACGCAAACGGACCAGGAAGUACCAUUCUCAUUUAUUAGCUAUCAGUGAACGCUUUCAAGAACCGA